Paramecium pentaurelia is the source of this 1018-nucleotide messenger RNA. NCBI's taxonomy places the organism in Eukaryota, Ciliophora, Oligohymenophorea, Peniculida, Parameciidae. The record is from the annotation of a GenBank genome assembly.
AUGAAUCAUUCAGACGGUGCUCAAUCCCCUCCAUAUUUUGGUAUGUAUCCGCUACCCUAUUGGCCAACAAGCUCAUAAUUACUCUUAAUGAUGAACUUUUAGAAUCCUUUAAUGAGUCCAAUCCAUAAUUUAGGUUCUCCAAUUUUAACUUCUCACUUAAGUUUUACAUAGCCAACCAUGAAUUACGAUGUCAAAUAAGAAUAAAAUAACAUCCAAAACUAAUUCAUUCUAGACUCACAAAAUAAAGAAACCACAUAAACUAAAUAACCAUAAUAAUAUACCAACUAAAUUUAAAUCAUUGCUCAGAAAUUAGAUGACAUGAAUUAUAAUGAAAUCACUAUAGAAAACCUUGAAUAAUUAAUUCAUUUGUUGUUUGCAGAAUCACCUAAACUUAAAAAGAUCUAAUAACAACUUAAAGAAAAAAAAUGUAUAAAGGUUGUUAAAAUUCUUGAGACUUUGGCCAAAAAAAUUAGAACACAAUCAAAAAGUAGAGAAGAAUUAAUCAAAUUUUGUCUAAGAAAGGCUUUUAGAGAGAUUUUUCAUAAAAUUUAAGCAAAAAGUACUAAAACAAGUAAUCAAAUCUUUAAAUAUGUAGAACUGAAUCUAAAAGCAGCAUCUAAAAUAUUUUAGUAAACCUAUUAAGCUGAAAAAAUGAAAUCAAUAUCUUUGCCAUUUAGAAAAAAUAGUAAGAAUAAAACUAUGAAUAAUCAUUUUCUACAUGAAUUAUUCUAAUCAAAACAAUUUUAAGAUCAAUAUAAAACAUUCCUUGGUAUAUAUAUAGUUCUUAUUUUUAGAAAAAUUAGAUACAAUUAUUGAAAAUGAUAGAAAUAAAAAAAUAAAAGCAAUUGCUGAAAAAUCAUGGGAAUUUAUCUAAUCUAACAGAAAAGUAAAGAAAAUUAUUAAUUAUUUAUAGACAUACACUUUCAAAAGAUUGCCAUGGUCAAUGAAAAAUAUAGAAAAGUUAAAAGAAACAGCAAAUGAAAUGCUCAAUUACUGUGAUGAUUAAAAAUUUAUUUGA